AUGGCGUCUAUUGUAAGCGAUAAUGUUCAAAUGAGACAUGGAUUGUCUCCAGCUUUGAGAAGAAACACAAGAUCGUUAUCUGUUAGUAGAUCAAGAAAAACUGGUUGGUUUUUAUUCAAAGUGGAUAGAAAUUUGGAGCAUUUUCAAAUUCAGGUUCAAGUUUCCAAACUGCAACUGGCCGUACGUUCACUGAAGAAGUUCAUCAACCAAAAAAUCAUCUUAAAACUCUCGCAACAUUUAUCAUUUCCGCACUGUUGAGUUAUGUCGAUUUUACUGUUAGUUUAUUCCAUAUCAGCUAUUUCACUUAUCGCAAACCAACUCUCUCAAAGGAUAUUAUUCGAACAGCUUUUCAUUUGAUGAAAAUAUCUUAUGACAAUAGUUUGCUCAAUAUUCGCGAAAUCAUUGAAAUCACCAAAAUAAAUAUAAUCGGACCAAUGGCUAGACAAAAUCAGAAUUAUUUCAACGAUCAGAAUUUGAAAACUAGCCAAAUGAAAACGAUGAAAACUACAACAAAUACCCAUUAA
Molecule: messenger RNA, 524 nt
Organism: Caenorhabditis angaria
Lineage: Eukaryota; Metazoa; Nematoda; Chromadorea; Rhabditida; Rhabditidae
Source: the annotation of a GenBank genome assembly